This is a messenger RNA of Cydia pomonella (codling moth), 5368 nucleotides long. RefSeq lists its product as uncharacterized. Gene Ontology annotation, molecular function: heme binding. The transcript has 12 exons. Gene Ontology annotation, cellular component: intracellular membrane-bounded organelle; membrane. Bases 127 to 930 code for a protein of 267 amino acids. NCBI's taxonomy places the organism in Eukaryota, Metazoa, Arthropoda, Insecta, Lepidoptera, Tortricidae. The record is from RefSeq and is a predicted model, not a curated record.
UGCUCACUGACAGUGACAAGUGCCAGCUGAGUGGCAACCAAACUAAAAAUUUGCUAUAAAAAACAUAAAAAUUCACGUGUAACAAGCUAAUUUGAAUGAAAAUACACAGUUAUUAAAUUUAUAACUAUGUCUAAAGUCAUAACUAGAGCCGAAGUGAAGAAAAACAGGCACAGGAACAACCUGUGGUUGAUAAUACAUGACGAUGUGUACGAUGUAACUAAAUUUUUAGAAGAGCACCCUGGAGGUGAGGACACCCUUCUGGAUGCUGCGGGGUCAGAUGCCACUCAAGCUUUUGAAGACGUAGGCCACAGUGAAGAUGCAAGAGAGCUGUUGCAACAGUACAAAAUUGGAACUCUGCCAGAUGGCGAGAAAUCAAAGAAAGCUGUCCCUGUCCAACUUUGUUGUAAACGACAACUCUGCCCAAGAAACCGUCAAUCAUGUAUUAUAGUUUGCGCGCCAAGUAACAGUUGCAUGAACGAACACAGGAUGGCCAAGAAAGAUCGCAAGGCAAAAAAUAGUACUCCAAGUGGAAAAAGUUCAUGUUCAGAUUGUCACUCUGCUUCAAGUUGUUCGGCAGUUAACAAACCACCUUCGAAAAAACUUGUAAAAAAUUGGCGAAAUUUCGAUGCUCCUGACGGCACAAGCCCUCUCACCGCCAAGAGUUCCAAGGGCACCCGCUUCGUGGUACCACCAGACAAAUGCGAUGAAACGCCCACAUCAACGUCAGCUGCCAAAAAAAUCGUUGCUGAUACUCCCGACAGCCCAGCUGUGCAAACUAAAAAGAAGAGUAAAAAAGGGUGUGAAAAAAAACGAAAGCGUGGUCUUCCCUGCGACCAAUGUGGUGGAAGCAAUUGGAAGUGGUACGCUCUUGCUGCGCUCAUAAUCGGCGCUAUAGCUGUUGGAGCCAUGGUGGCUAAGAAGAACUCGUAAACAUAUAGACGCGGUAACAGACGGGCAUUACCUACCGGACCGCGACCUUGGUUCGUCAGCAUCGUAGAGCAUACAACUGAGGGCCGCGAAGCACGUUCGACGUGUUGCCUCCCUGUCACACUUACUUACGAAUUUACAAGUGCAACACGUCGAACGUGGUUCGCAGUAGGCACUCCGAAGUAGCCUUAUAUGACGUAUUUGCGUACAAAAAUGUCUGCCGAAUUUUGCGGGGAGGUGAAGUAACACAUGCAAACGAUUACUCACACAUGAAAAAGAGAUCUGUGUCUAAACACAGAGAGAUACGCGCAUUUAAAUAAAAAUUAACAUAGGUAAUAUCAUUUUGACGCACACAAAGAUAUCACAUGACUUCAUAAAAUCUUUUGAGAGAGACGAGUAGAUUUUUUUCACAUUGUGCAAGGUUUAUGACAGAGGGGUAAGUUACUGAAAGGCUACUCCAUUACUGUAGGCUUAACGCACUUAACCAACCGGAGUCGCCUUUGAGAGCUUACCCCUCCGUCGAAAACCUCGGCCAAUGGUCAUACUCACGUCAUACUUAUUGUAUGGACUGACGUUUAUUUGACAUGGCAAAUAGACAUACAUUUGACGUGCCUCCCCCGCAAAAAUCGGCAAACUGUUUUAUACAGAAAAUUACAGACAAGGUGUUUCAAGUGAGUUAAAUGCUCUAAGACCGUAUGCGCUAAGGUUCUAAGCAUAUGUCUUUCUCAUUCUCACUUGUAGCUGCAUCCUUAACGGGCGUACGGCGGACCACGUUCCACUCGAUCGAACAGGCUUGACCGGACAAAGGUCGCGGUGCGGUAUGCCCGUCUGUUACAGCUAUAAGCUAGCACAAUUGUUUAUAUCGCCACAGGUGUAGUCGUCUCUUUUUCACAGAUAGUUGAUACUUUAACCCUUUACAGCGCAAAAAGUAGUUAGUUCAAGCCUUCUUGACGCUCGAUUGUCCUGAUUCUUGGUUAGGAAAAAAUGCAGUAAGAGGGUUAAGAAAAAUAAAUUUCUAACUUACAUUGCGAAUUAAAGGGUUAAUCGCAAUAAAAUAGGAAAUAAUAAGACAGAUCAAUUGUUUAUUUCUUAUAAAUUUUUAUACGUAAUUGAAAAUAUAAAAAAUAACCAGAUCAUAUCACAUAUAAUAAAUUUAACAUAGGGUUGUAUAAAAUUUAUAAUACAAAAAUAUGUUUUGUGUACCUGUUGGCUACGUGCUCUAGCAAAGGACUCGAAACCCAUUAUAUGUUUGAAGGAUUUAACAACUGGAGACGCGUUUUCUGUAAUGUUGUGUACGAAACAAUCUGCCGAUUUUUGCUUUUUGUACUUACGUAACGUACAAAUAGCUAUGUCAGAUAAACGUCAGUCCAUACAAUACAUACGACCAUUGGCCGAGGUUUUUGACAGAGGGGUAAGCUCUUAAAGACGACUUCGGUUGUUAAAUCCUCCAAGAUUAUAUGCGAUAUAAUCCGUUUAAAUCGUUAUAUUACAUAAAUAACUAUUGCUUGUGGCACAAAUACAAUACAAUACUUAGUUGCUAUAACUAAGUUUGUAAAUCUAUUGUGUAAAUUCAUUCUUGAGCACAUCAAACACAAACAGUCUCUCACACUACACGUUUUCCGUUCCUUUAAUAAUAAAAACCAGCUAGGAGCAUGUCGGCUCAGUGUAGAAAAUUGUCAGACCUGAAUGAGGGCUUUUUGUAGAUACUAUGGAAAUAAGCAAUAGUUAUUUGCUUUGCAAGAUGCAAAGUUGUUGUUUAACUCGUCGUACUAAAAUUGAUAUCUGAGCAAGCGAAAUAUUGAAAAAUUUACCCAAGAGUGUAGCGAGUGGUUCGAAAAGUGGAAUGAUGAGCUUUGCGAAGGUUUCAAGACACGAGAGUUAAACAAACUUUGUAACCGAGUGAAACAUAACAUUUUCACCACACCAACGCGAAGCAAAUACCUAAUAACUGGAAAUAAUUCUAUAUAAAAUGUUUUUAAACAUUAAACAACUCAAAAUUGACAUUAAAUUACCUUUGCCAGUCUUGUGGAUAAAAUGCACACUCAUCAUUUCUCAUCAGUUUUUGAAGAAUAAAAAGAGCCUUUACAAGCUGAUGUGGUGAAUAAUAGCAAUCUUAGCAGCACAUUUUCUUUUUAAUAAGAAGGAAUGGAUGACUUAAAAGAAUCAAAUAAAAUACUAACCAAUCAUGUGCUAAAAAGUUUUAAGUUUUUAGCAAGUUUUUUUCAUAUUUUUUUUUUAUAUCAAAAAACAUCAAUUGGGGUUGCUAGAUAACAUAACAUGAUAUAUUUGUGGCAUGAUACAAGUAGUUGUGUUGGCCCUAAUACACCAUUCCAGUAUCGUUUCGUCACAAUCAGUAAAUGAAAUGUACUUACUGUUUUAUGUUUUACACGAUUUAAUAGUGAAAUAGUAAUACAUAAUAUAAUCCGUGGCAUGCAAGUAAAAUCUGACCAGAACUUUAAAUGAUCAAACUAUAUCUGAAAUUAAAUAAAUACCUAUCUAUUCAAAUUUUAUAAGCCAAAAUAAUGAUAAAGGUUUAAUAGGUACUUUACUCAAGUGUGCCUGCGCAGGUGUGGCUAAGUUGGUUUUACUUAUGUGCCGCGGACUAUAAUAUACAGGGUGGGCAAAUAAGUAUACAUUUUGUUUUUACCCGACUGCCAAAGGGAGGAGGGUAAUGUUUUUUCGAGUGUAUGUAUGUAUGUUUGUUUCUUUGUGGCCUCCUGUAGACUAAACGGCUUGAUGGAUUUUGAUGUAUGAGGUAUCGUUAGAUUCGUCUUGAUCAUGGGAAUGUCAUAGGAUGUUGGGGGUAACUAAAAAGUUAUAAAUAAAAUAAAAAAUAUUAUAAAUAAACAAAAAACCCGACUGCACACUAAAAAAAAGGAAAACAAGCCCCACAAGAAUAUUGUUGUUGAUGGUAAGUAUCGCAGGCGGGGACCAACAACCAAAAUGACUAUAAGUAACCCUCUGUUGGUCCCCGCCUGCGAUACUUACCAUCAACAACAAUAUUCUUGUGGGGCUUGUUUUCCUCUUUUUUAGUGUGCAGUCGGGUUUUUUGUUUUUUUUUUUUUUUAUAAUCAUUUUUUUUUGUAAAUUUUAUAUAUAUUAAGUUCAAAGAUUUCACCAGCUUGUUAGAAUAGAUACGUUAUUUUAGAUAGCCCCACAGACAUAAGUCAGGAGCUGCAAAAUUUGGGGAAUUCGGGUGCCACUCACUGUCACAUUUUAUCGAAAUUAAUUGAGCUAACAACUUGUUUUAAACAACACAAACAUUUGAGAAAAAAUUGCUUGCUGCUAGAGGUAAACAUUUGGCAGAAUUUAUCUUCCGUAUACAAUUGCCUACCCUGAACAAUAUAUUUAUGAAAAUAUAUUUUGGUAUGAUCUGUACUUAAUAUAAUUAAAAAUUAAAAAUAAGGUGUAUCACUCUUAUUUGCUCACCCUGUACAUAUGUGAAUGUAUCCAUAAUACCUAUAUGUAGGUAUAGUGCAAUAAGAUUUUGGUCCAGUUUGUACUUUCUAUAUAACUAUUAUUUUACAAUUGAUUAUGUCCUCCAUUUUUUCCUUUUAUACUUUUAAGAUUGAAGUAAAAAAAUAAUGAAUAUUUAUUGCAUUUAAGCGAAAAUCGUUAAAUUUCUUUAUAUUUUGCUUUUUGUAUAAUUCCAUUUAUAUAGUGAUUUAUAUUAUUUAUUUAAAUCGAUACAUUUGGUUACUUUCUUUUCAAAUGUACAUUAUUGUAAUUUUUAGCUAUCACAACCAACUUUAAAGUUUAUUACAAUGAGAAAGCAUUUAUUUUAUACUACAUAUAUGUACCUACUUCCAGAUGUACCGUCGGAAAGUUUCCGAAAUGACUACUUAAUAUAAUACAGAAAUUUAUAAAAAUUUUGUUGAUAUAAAUGAAACGAAGUUGUCCAUUUAUAACUUGUUGGCAACUUUCCGCCAGUUGUAAACACAGUGUGUAAAUUCAAUGCGGGUGAUGGCUAGCAUAGGACCUAAAGAGAUAAAUUUUGCUCAGAAAUACUAUACAAAUUCAUUCAAUCAUAAAGAAACACAUACAAAGUUACGAGAUAGGUACAAGUUUUUUAAAGUGACUGUCAACGCUUGUUGGCAGUUACUAUAAAAAGCUCGUAUCUCGUAAUGUAAUGUCAUCUUAUGUCACGUAAUGUUAACAUCAAUGUAGAUAGGUACUGUAACCUGUCUACAUUGCUGCUCGGUAAAUUUUCAAAAAUUUAUAAAUCGCGUAGUCAUAACUAAAUAUGGCUUAAAAAAAAUCUUAAUUAAUGACUACACGGCUAAAUCUGGUUUAAUUUAUUACCCGUAUUGGAUUUAAACACUGUGUAAUUAUACUUAUAAUUACAAUACUUAUAAUUUAAAAUUAUAAAACCUCAGACUACUUAGUAGAAAUGUGAUGUAACUAGCUCGUCUGGAUGUGACAAUAAACUAAAUUCACGUGA